Molecule: messenger RNA, 913 nt
Organism: Leptinotarsa decemlineata (Colorado potato beetle)
Lineage: Eukaryota; Metazoa; Arthropoda; Insecta; Coleoptera; Chrysomelidae
Product: gamma-glutamylcyclotransferase
Molecular function (GO): gamma-glutamylcyclotransferase activity
Source: RefSeq, a predicted model, not a curated record
AAAAAAACUGUCACUUUCUCUGUGACUCCAACAUAGUCGCCAUGGGAGAUCCUGACUUAAUAAAUACUGAAAGAGAAACAUUGACUAAUGUGUAAAUCAUAUUUCAUUUAUAUCAACUUUGAGAUUUGGCACAGUUUCUUCGCAAAUGGAUGGAACAACUUUGUAUUUUGCUUUCGGAAGCAAUUUAUCUACAGCUAGAAUGCACAUUUGCAACCCGAAUGCAGUUAGAUACGGUAUCGGAAAACUAAAUAAUUAUCAGAUUGAUUUUAUAACUUAUACCAAAACUUGGGAGGGAUACGCAGGGACGAUCGUUCCUAAAAAGGGUAGCCAUGUUUGGGGAGCAAUCUGGGAAAUAAAGAAUGAAGAUUUGAAAGCCUUGGACAAUCAGGAAGGUGUUCGGUUCAACAUCUAUCACCCCAUCACCGUGGAAGUUGAAACUCCCAAAGGAGAGAUUCUGCAAUGUAGAAGCUACAGACAAGUUGCAAGUGCAGAGGAAGUGAGUCUUGAAAGUUUACCAGAAGAAAGAAAACCGACACCAGCUUAUUUGAAAACCAUGAUAAAUGGUGCUGUGGAAUCGAGCCUUCCAGAAGAAUAUAUAAAUUUCUUGAAAAAAAUAUCUGAUAAUGGUGCAAGUGUUAAACCUAAUUUGAAAUUCCAGUUCGAAAUCUGCCUGUAGAAAAAUAAUAUUCAUUUCUUUGAAUGAGAUUGUUAUUAUGUAGCUGUUAAAUGGCUGGUGUUUUGCUCUUUCUGUCCAAGAAAGUUGUUCAGAAUUGAAAGGUAAAAGUAGGAAAAGGUUGAAAAUUGUUGGCCUGAAAUGUUCUGAACAGUGACAGACAAUGUGUAGUAAAAAUAGUAAUAAUUUAUUUCGAGACAUAUUUUAUAAGAAGGUCAGUAAUAAAUAUGUUGCACCGAA